GGGGAGCCUGGCAGAGCGGCCACGCGCCGAGCCAUGAGCGGGGCGCAAUAACAGGAGGAGCGGGCCGCAUGGAGCGCGCUGGGGCGCGGGGACAGCGUUGUGGCCGGCGCCCGCAUGGGCUCCCGCUCGCGCUCCGGCUGGCGCUGCUGCUGGCGGGGUCGCCGUCGGGCCGCGCGGGGGCUCCCGAGGCGCAGGAGACCGCAGCGUCCGGCACCGUGGCACCGGCGGGAGGGGACCGCUGCCGCGGCUAUUACGACGUGAUGGGCCAGUGGGACCCGCCCUUCAACUGCAGCUCGGGCGUCUACAGCUUCUGCUGCGGCACGUGCGGCUACCGCUUCUGUUGCCACGACGGCCCGCGCCGCCUGGACCAGAGCCGCUGCUCCAACUACGACACACCGGCCUGGGUGCAGACUGGCCGCCCGCCCGCCCGCGCCCGUGACACCGCCGCUCCGCGCGACCCGGCCCGCGAGCGCAGCCACACUGCGGUCUACGCGGUGUGCGGUGUCGCCGCACUGCUCGUGCUGGUCGGCAUCGGGGCACGCCUGGGCCUGGAGAGAGCGCACAGCCCCCGCGCUCGCCGCACGGUGACCAGGACACUGACAGAACUUCUCAAGCAGCCAAGCCCCCAAGAACCCCUGCCUCCACCUCUGGGUCCAUCCUUGGGUAACUGCGUCCAGGUACAAAUGGGUGAUGGUGUUCUCCGGGGUUCUCCCCACAACAGCACGGGUGAGUAGGUCAUCUUGCUAGCGAGGGAGCCGUCCAUUAGGGUAGCACCCCCCAGGACUUGCGGCUAUUGUUCAUGUUUUUCUGAGCCAAGUCAGGACGUUCUGGAGAGCAAUCCAUCCCCCAAGUUGCCCGGAGCUACAGUGGGGGAGGGCAGGGCGUUGAAAAGUGGCGCAGUCAAGCUCAGCUUUUUUUCCCUUUACACUCCACUCUCCCCUCCAGACAAGAAACGUCUCAAUAAUGCGCCUCUGGGGUCCGCCACCCCGGGACCCCCGCGCGGUCCGCGGCUGCAGGGUGGUGGCAGCCUGACGUUGCAGCCUGACUAUGCCAAGUUUGCUACUCUCAAAGCAGCUGCGCUCAAGGCCACAGAGGCUGCGCCCCAGGACUUCUAUCAACGUUUUCCCUCUACCGAGUCGGGCCCGCGGACUCUCCCUGCGCGGGUCCCGCGGCCUCCAGAGGACUUGCCUGCGCUGCUCGACGCCUGUCCCUGGGCCCCUCCGGGCUACGUACCUCCCGCCGGCCCUGUCUCGUCCGUCCCUUAUGCGGCCUGGACCGCAGGCCGCCCCGCGAGACCGCUCCCCCGUAGCCACUUGGUGGCUCAGGUUUCUCCGGCGCCCCGGCGGCCCAGCCACGCGCCGCGGCGUCAGUUCAGCGUGGAGAAGCUGCCCGAGGCCUUCAGCGCGCAGCCCACGAGCUUUUACAGCAGCGCGGGCAGAGGACCCCGGCACCUAAGCACCAACAGCAAAGCUGAGGUUACUGUCUAAAGCGGAACCAUUGGAGCCUUCUGCACGGUCCUGGGACCCAGGUCGUGGAGUUGCAGUGCAGGUCUCAAUCCAAACAGGAAUGAGGUCAUUUGGAGCCUGUGGCUAAAGGGUCAAAAGGGCCAGGUGUUCUGUUCUUGGGAAUGUAGGGCUAUCCUUACUUGUGUAAAUAAACCCUCUAAUGUGGUUCCCGGCCCAAA
This is a messenger RNA of Rattus rattus (black rat), 1684 nucleotides long. RefSeq names its product shisa family member 8 (gene Shisa8). Gene Ontology annotation, biological process: regulation of short-term neuronal synaptic plasticity; regulation of AMPA receptor activity. Gene Ontology annotation, cellular component: dendritic spine membrane; postsynaptic membrane; AMPA glutamate receptor complex. The record is from RefSeq and is a predicted model, not a curated record. NCBI's taxonomy places the organism in Eukaryota, Metazoa, Chordata, Mammalia, Rodentia, Muridae.